Molecule: messenger RNA, 665 nt
Organism: Salvia miltiorrhiza (redroot sage)
Lineage: Eukaryota; Viridiplantae; Streptophyta; Magnoliopsida; Lamiales; Lamiaceae
Exons: 1
Coding region: 99-476 (125 amino acids)
Source: RefSeq, a predicted model, not a curated record
UCUAUCUUCACUACUCACAUAGUCACAUCGCCUCCUCCGCCAUAAACUACGUAACUCACUACUUCAAAUCAAAACUCUCUCUCUCUCUCUCUCAUGAAAUGAUCUUCAGAUUCCUGAAUUCCUUACCCGAAUCGCUCUCCUCCCCGACGUACCCCCUGAUGCUCUACGCCGCAGCUUGGACGGCCAUCCUGACGGCCACAGUGGCGGUGGCGUCUUUCACGCCGGAGUGGGCCUUCGUCUCCGCUAUCAGUCCGUCAUCGCCGUUAUCUCAGGCGUGCCAUGGGGCGGGAUCCGUCAGGCUGCCGUUGGACAUUCCGCCCGAGGACUUCUGCCUCGCCGCGCGCCUCUUCAAGCGAUCCAGAAUAGAUAUGCUCGUGCCGCCGCUCUUCGCCGCCGUCAUCGUCGCCGGCUCUGCCUGCGCCGUCAGAGCACUUGGCUUGUGGGAGGCCGACGACGAACAACCGCCGCUGUUAUGAAGUAUGGUUAGUGGGAGCGUCAUUUUCUUCCCCUAAUUUGGAUUCCAAUCUAUGUGGCAAACCACGUCUUCACCAUAAAUUUUGGUUUUGUUGCCUCAUUUUAUAUUGUUUUCAGCCUUUAUUGAUUCAUUACGUUUUAGUGCUGUUUUCCAUACUAUAUUCUAUUUUAGAAAUAUAGAUAUUGAUCAC